Photinus pyralis (common eastern firefly) is the source of this 667-nucleotide messenger RNA. Its product is annotated as multiple coagulation factor deficiency protein 2. The transcript is spliced from 4 exons. The record is from RefSeq and is a predicted model, not a curated record. Lineage: Eukaryota; Metazoa; Arthropoda; Insecta; Coleoptera; Lampyridae. The coding region runs from base 121 to 630 and encodes 169 amino acids.
GCGCGGAAACUUCUGCGGCGUCGAAAUGCAACAAACGCAGCGUCUAUCGAUUGAGGUCAUUAAAUGCGAUGUGUUUAAGAUGAAUAAAUACAAAAUUCGACAGAUCCGAAAGGAUCCGAAAUGAUUAAGCUCAUCGUCAUCUUUGUAUUCGGAACAGUUGGCGCCAUAAGUCGCGGACCACAUCAUCCACGCGGCGAGAAAGUCGUCAAGCACCACGUGCAUUAUACCCCAUCGCGACAUUCAAGUCCAAAGAAAAUGACUCAAGAUGAAGAGCUUCUGCACGAUACAACCCACUUGGAGGAGCACUCGGAGGAUCUGGUCGAUGUUUCCACGAUGAGCGAAGAGGAAUUAGAUUUUUUCUAUUUUCAAGUGCACGACAGUGACAAGAAUUCAAAAUUGGACGGGUUAGAGAUGUUGCAGGCCAUUCACCAUACAGCGCACAACUUCGAGUACACUAAAGGGGAAACAAUCGACAAGGACGAGGACUUUCAAUACUACAUUGAAUUAAUCGAUCGCGUUCUAACAGAAGAUGAUGCCGACCGUGAUGGUUUCUUAAGCUACCCCGAGUACAUAGCGGGUCGUAGAAAGGACGUUGAGGUGCCUCAAAUUUCUGACAUAGAACCGCUUUGAAAAUGUCUACCUAGUAAUACAUUCAAUUCUUUGCGUU